Molecule: messenger RNA, 1669 nt
Organism: Macrobrachium nipponense
Lineage: Eukaryota; Metazoa; Arthropoda; Malacostraca; Decapoda; Palaemonidae
Product: ankyrin-1-like
Exons: 14
Coding region: 207-1460 (417 amino acids)
Cellular component (GO): cytoplasm; nucleus
Molecular function (GO): protein binding
Source: RefSeq, a predicted model, not a curated record
CGCUGCCCGCUGGCAGCGGCCAACCCGUGACCAGUGUCUAAAAACCGGGAAACCUAAAUGUGCUUAGUGCUUGUGAUUUUUUUUCCCUUCGUUAUUUUCGUAAUAGUAUAUUGCGCAUUUGUGAUUACAGAAAUGGACACAGGAACGCUUUAAGAUAGAAGGGAAAUAACAUUUCACAGGCAGGUAUAAAAUCAAAUUUAAAAACCAUGAGAAAUAAAAUAGAGAAACUGAGGUUGAUGCUGAUCAUCUGCGUCUUCUGGGCAAAGUACAAGGUCACCAGCGUUCAUGGCAACAACAACAACGACAACAACAACAACAACGGCGGUAUGAUUGACUGCGACGAUUUCGCAGAAAAAGAAAAGCAGGAAUGUCACGCUCAGCAGUUCCUCAAACUCGCGAGGAAGGGGAAAUUCGCCGACGUUCGCCAUAAACUUCGCAAAGACAGUGUCAACAAGAAUUAUUUAUUGGCAUAUACAGAAAAACUUGGUCUUCAAAAAGGAUACACCGGAUUGCUUUGGGCAGCCCACAACAACGACACAGCAAUGGUCAACUUCCUGGUCGACGAGGGCUCCCUCGUCUCUCGUGCCAGCGCUUCUGGUUAUACGGCGCUAUAUUACAUGGCAGAGCACGGCAACAAGGAGGCAGUUGACAUGCUUCUCAGGCAGGGAGCCAAGGUGGACGCGCCUCUUUACAAUGGUUUCACCCCGAUGCUAAUAGCAACAGAAAAGGGAUUCUCCUCUAUAGUGAAAGCUCUCUUGGACAAAGGUGCCAAUCCUAAUGUCGAAUCAUUAAAAACAGGUCUCACCCCGAUCUUGCUAGCUGCAGAGGACGGAAGCACCGAUAUUGUCAAACUUCUUUUGGACAAAGGAGCAGACCCGAAUACCAAGUCCGAAACUAGAGGAUUUUUCCCGCUUUACUUUGCCGCCAAAAUGGGGAAUUUGGUGAUGGUCAAUCUUCUCCUGAAAGCGAAGGCCGAUGUCAACUAUCAAACUUUAAACGGCGAAACUGCUCUAAUUGCGGCAACUGCCUGGGGUCGGGAGUCAAUAGUUAAUAUCCUGCUGGGAGCCUCUGCUGAUCCAAACAUCGUUGAUAAUUUAAAAACGGGCGCACUCCACAGAGCAGCCUAUUACGGUUACAUUCCCAUCCUUAAGAAACUCAUUGAGAAAAAAGCAAACGUGAAUGCCCAGAACGUUGAAGGACGGACCCCUCUGCAUUUCUGCGCCAAGGGAGCACAAACAAGUACCCUUGAAGAACUUCUCAAGUCUUGUCCCGACGACAGGGUCAGAGACAUGAACGGUAAAACUGCUCUGGAGCUAGCAAAGACUGAAGAGGAGAAGUUGAUGAAGAAAAGAAGUAAAACAAGGAGAACGCGCACUAUGCUAGAAGGCCUUCGAACCUUCAUUCCCAAGUUAAGCGGAUUCACCAACAAAACUUGCGGCACGAUUAAGAACAGAAGCUGAAGGUAAACCAGGGUCAGAUGUAUCCUAGAACUCCACAGAAGAACUAUUCAAGUAGUACUAAUCGGAAGUUACAUUAAGUAAUGAGUUUGGAGUAAAAUCCUAUUUAAAGUACUGAAUCUCUUCGAGGUGAAAUGAAAUACUAUAUUGUUGAAAUUUGUGCUUUUUCAAAGCGGAUUAAUAAAACAUAUCUAGUAUUUAGUGUGAACGUC